AUGACGCCCAAUUCAACACGGAUGAAAAUUUUAUGCUACUGCUUGCUGCUAAUGACGCUUUUAAUAUCGAAACCAAUUUUGCAAAUUUCUACUGGACGUCGGGACGCACCACUCAAGGCAAUUCGGAAGCUCUUUUCUCUGAACACCAAAGACCGCCCGUUCCUGCUGCAAGUCGUCCCGUCUGUCGGUCAGGUGGUUCAGGGAGAGGCUUCCAAUUGCCAUGCCACGGCCCAACUUUUCGGUAAUGGUUACUCGGUUUUCCGUUGCGACCGCAGCUCGCGUAACAGUACAAAAAAAUGCUUUGGAGGUGUUUUGAUUGCCAUUAAGCAAUGCCAUCCAAGCAGCUUUGUGACCACGGAAUGUGGGAUUGACCUGGAACAAGUCUGUGUUGCUGCUACCAUUAAUGGAAAAAACAUACUCUUCUGUGCUGUUUACGUGCCACCUGACAAAAGUAAUUGUGUUCACAUUAUCGAGUCCCACGUGGCCACUAUACGUGAACUGUGUAACCGUGCUACUGCUGAUGAGUCAGUUUUGAUAUGUGGCGAUUAUAACCAACCUCGUUUGAUGUGGACUGAAAGCGAAACAGGUGCUAAACUAAUGAAUGUUGCCGCCUUAAGCGCCGCCGCCGCAUCCUUGAUCGAUGGAACUGAUUCGUUAAAUCUGAUCCAACUCAACUCUAUCAGGAAUCAUCUCGGACGGACACUUGAUUUGUUUUUUGGCCUGAGUGACGAACAAAUUGAAAUAAGAAAUGCCCCUGACAUUCUGGUACCUGUAGAUUUGCACCACCCGCCUGUCGCAUUCGAUUUACCAGCUGCUGUGUUGGCAAGUAACUCCUCGCCAAACACUUCGGAUCGUAGGAGUAGACCGUUAAAUUUUCGGAAGACGGACUUUUCGCUGCUCUUACAGUACUUGAACAGCAUUGACUGGGAUGCAGUUUUCGGCAACGCAUCAGUAGACGUUAUGACUGAAACUUUCUGCAAUUUGAUUGGUACUUGGUUGAAUUCGCAUGUUCCCAAAUUUAAACGUCCUGUUACACCUGCUUGGAGCACGCCCAGUUUGCGACAACUUCGACGCGAAAAAAAUGCAUGUUUACGAAGGCUUCGAAAAAAUCGAACGGUAGACUCUCAACAACAGUUCAAAGCAGCAAGCACAGCCUACCGCAGACUCAAUGCAUUACUGUACAAACACCACGUUCUGCGUGUACAAUCUGGUUUACGUAAGAACCCUCGAAGUUUCUGGACUUUCGUAAAUUCGAAACGAAAAUCGAGCUCCCUACCUACCUCAGUCUUUUACAACGAUGCUGUUGCUGACACUCCAGACACGUGUUGCAAUUUAUUUGCUGAUUUUCGGGCGGUCUUCCUGGACACUGCCUCUUCCGAAACUGAGUGCUCUGAUGCCACGUUUCACGUCCCGGCGGAUUCUAUAGAUUUCAACACCUUCGAGAUAGAUCAAAGGCUCAUCGAAAAUGCCGCAAGGAAACUGAAAAGCUCUUUUGCUCCUGGACCUGAUGGAAUUCCGGCUGUUAUUUACAGUCGAUGCAUCGAAGCUCUCUCGUUGCCGCUAGCCCAAAUCUAUAACCGAUCAUUUCAACAACGUAAAUUCCCGGACUAUUGGAAAAAUUCCUUCAUGUUUCCUGUCUUCAAAAACGGCGAACGAAGAAAUGUGAAGCAAUAUCGAGGCAUUACGAGUUUAUCGGCAGGAUCCAAGCUUUUCGAAAUUGUUGUAAGUCAAGCCCUCUUACGCGCUUCCUCACAUUAUAUUGCCGCUGAACAGCAUGGGUUUAUGCCUGGCAGAUCGCGCCUUGACAGGGUAUUUGAAGUUGACGACCUUGGAGUUAUCCUCGAUGCUCAGCUUACGUUCGAUAGUCAACGAACUUCAGUUAUAAGAAAGGCGAAUCGUCAGCUUGGCUUCAUCUCCAAAGUAGCACGAGAGUUCAGAGACCCAUUGUGCUUGAAGUCACUCUACUGCGCACUUGUCCGUUAUGUUGGGUUUUGCGAAUCGAGCGUGUACAAAAGCGUUUUGUUAGAUUCGCUCUACGACAUCUACUCUGGCGUAAUCCUGAAAACCUUCCCGCAUAUUCCGACCGGUGCCAGCUUCUGGGAUUAG
Molecule: messenger RNA, 2106 nt
Organism: Uranotaenia lowii
Lineage: Eukaryota; Metazoa; Arthropoda; Insecta; Diptera; Culicidae
Exons: 4
Coding region: 1-2106 (701 amino acids)
Molecular function (GO): catalytic activity
Source: RefSeq, a predicted model, not a curated record